AUGAAUCUGAUUAUUCGUAUGUUUAUACUUUUCAUCGCUUCACCGGUCGAUUCAACUGAUAACAUCGACGUUUGCCCAACUUUUUGCGACUGCACCAAAUGGGACAGUACGAAAACAGUGUCAUGCUUCGAAAUUGACGUCCUACCUGCAUUCCAUCCCAGCACUAAAGAGUUGUGGCUUGUGGAGACAAGACUGACCUCCAUAUCUCAGGAUGCCUUCGCCAACUUGAUCAACAUCUCUCACAUUUACAUCUCAGAUGAUGAAAGUCUGAGGAGUCUGGAGAGACAUUCCUUUCACAAGCUGCCCAGGGCUAUUCACAUAGAAAUAAGGAGUAUCAGGAGCCUGUCUUACAUUGACCCAGAGGCAUUCAAGGACCUCACAAACUUAAAGUACCUGGGUAUCUUCAACACCGGCCUGCCAUCCUUCCCUGCUCUGGGCCAGAUCCGUUCCAGCCAGGACGACUUCAUCUUGGAAAUUGUGGAUAACCUCUUCAUCAGAGAAAUUCCUGCCAACUCAUUCAAUGGGAUCUCAGAGAAUGAAAUCACCCUGAUGUUGAACAGCAACGGUCUGACGGACAUCCAACCCUACGCCUUCAAUGGAACCAGACUGGAGGAAGUGUACCUCUAUAGGAAUGUGGAUCUGGUGCGGUUGGACGAGAAGACAUUUUCUGGCGUGAUCAGCGGGCCAACUCUUCUAGACGUUUCCGAAUCAAGGGUGAAUUCCUUACCCACAAUGGGUCUGGAGGCUGUUCAGAAACUGAAAGCUAAAAACACUUGGGCCCUCAAGAAACUACCCCCCCUGAGGGCCUUCCAGCAUCUGCAGAGUGCUGAGCUCACCUACCCCAGUCACUGCUGUGGACUGAGCAAAGUGAAGAGGAGGAGAGGACACGUGGAGUCCGUCAUUUGCAACCUGACCAGCUCUACAAGACGACAGCGAUCAACUAGGUCCUCUGGAAACCCCUCUGAGGCCUACGAGAGGCAGCACCCCGAACACCCUCAUCCCACCAGCAGCAACCUCUCCCCCCGAGACCCCCAGCACCAUCAUCCCACCAGAAGCAGCCCCUCCCCCCGAGACACCCAGCACCUCCAUCCCACCAGCAGGAACCUCUCCCCCCGAGACCCCCAGCACCAUCAUCCCACCAGAAGCAGCCCCUCCCCCCGAGACACCCAGCACCUCCAUCCCACCAGCAGCAGCCCCUACCCCUACGACUACCAGUACUACUACGAUAACUACAGCUGUCCCCCCUCCGGUAAGUGCUUCUACAUAGUGUUCCCUACGGAGGGCCCAGACGAAGGCUUUGACUACACCGUGUGCGAUGAUGACAGGGAGGACCAGGGGGUCCCCUGCACCCCUCUGCCCGAUGCCUUCAACCCCUGUGAGGACGUGAUGAGCCUGGGCUUCCUGCGGGUGUCUGUUUGGCUGGUUAGCUUGCUAGCCGUUCUGGCUAACCUCUUGGUCCUGUUCAUCCUGCUGACCAGCCACUACAAACUGACCAUCACCCGCUUCCUCCUGUGCAACCUGGCCAUGGCAGAUCUCUUCAUGGGCGUGUACCUCUUGCUCAUCGCGUCUGUGGACCUCUACACACGCUCCCAGUACCACCACUACGCCAUUGACUGGCAGACUGGUGCCGGAUGCCAACUGGCUGGGGUGCUCACAGUGUUCGCCAGCGAGCUGUCAGUCUACACGCUGACCGCCAUUACUCUUCAGCGCUGGCACGCCAUCACCUUCGCCAUGAGGCCCGAGAGGAAAGUGCGACUACGCCACAUAGUGGUGCUAAUGCUAGCCGGAUGGCUGCUGUGCCUGGUGUUAGCUGUGCUACCGCUAGCUGGCGUUAGCAGCUACCAGAGGGUUAGCAUCUGCUUGCCCAUGGACACAGACUCAACCGCGGCCAUGGUCUACGUGGUCACCCUGCUAAUGCUYAACGUGCUCGCAUUCGUGUUGGUGAGCGUGUGCUACGUACACAUCUACUGCAUGGUGCACAACCCACAGCACCCGUCGAGUCGAGGGGACGCCAGCAUGGCCAAACGCAUGGCCGUGCUUAUCUUCACCAAUUUCCUGUGUCUGGCACCCAUCUCCUUCUAUGGCCUGUCUGCUGCGCUGCACCACCCACUCAUCACCGUCACCGACUCCAAGGUGCUGCUGGUGCUAUUUUACCCUUUGAACUCGUGUGCCAACCCCUUCCUGUACGGUAUCCUGACGCGAGCCUUCCACGGGGACGUUCUGAUUCUGCUGAGCCGCUUGGGGCUGUGUCAACGUCAGGCCCAGCUCUACCGAGGAGCGCAGUCCGACGUGGGCAGCCCCGCUGGGGGCAAGAUGCGCCAAGGGGUUCCCCGUCUUGCUGCCCACAUACCCCAGAUCCUGGAGCUCCGCAAGAGGCAGAGACCGUAA
This is a messenger RNA of Salvelinus sp. IW2-2015, 2388 nucleotides long. Lineage: Eukaryota; Metazoa; Chordata; Actinopteri; Salmoniformes; Salmonidae. The record is from RefSeq and is a predicted model, not a curated record.